UUUUUACUCUGUUUCUUUCUUUUUGAUAACAUUUUAUGGUAGUUUUGAAGUCUUUAAUAUUGUUAUUGCAAUUUUGAGUUACCCAUUUUGUGGGUUUUGUUGAUGCUGUUGUAUUUUAGAAUUUACUGCUUUGGGUUAUAUGGAUAGAUCCGUAAAGUCAAAUUAAAAAUGCACUUCUUGGGAAAAUGGAAUUUAGUAUCUGAGAAUUUGUAGUUAAUAUAGAGCUUGCAGAAUAUUUAAGUGGUGAUUUUUGUAAGAUUUGGCCAUUUGGUUUUUCGGGUCAUUUUCUGGAAAAAGGUUAAUAUUUAAAUUUGUUGGUCAUUUUCUGAUUCUAUAACAGUCUGCAGAAGAUUGAAUGGUGAUAGGCAGAAGGCUGCUUUUUGUAUUUCUCUAUAUUUCUGGUACUUGGUGUGAAAAAGUAAAAUUUUGGAUUACAUAAUUGGAUGGCCUUCUACUUUCACUGAAACAUUUCAAAGGUUAAAUAUUUACUGAAUUUAUAAGGCACUAUGUGGUUUAUCGUGGGAUGGAUGCAAGUUCCUGAUAGGAUUUUAAAAUCUAUGCUCAUAAAAAGAACAGUAGCCAAAAAAGCUUUAUGGAAUUUGCUUCUUCAAGUAUCUAAGGAUAUGCAUUUUUUUUUUAACUUAUAAGCAUUGCUUUAAACUUUUUGUGAAAGGUGACUUUGUAAAUAAAUGAAAUGGAAAUCUGAAUCACGUCGUCUACAGCUUAGGCUUAGAAUUGAAGAUUAUAUUAUGCACGUGUUUGAAGAUUAUAUUAUGGCGCUCAAAACGUCAAAUGCUAAUGAUGGACCUGGAAAUUUUUUGCGAAGAAGCACUGACAAGCUUAACUUCACCAAAUCUGAAGAGAUUCUGAUAUGAUCUUGAAGAAAGAAAUAGGAUAUUUACAUGUGGCAGUUUCAAGAGGUCUCAAUGGGAUUGGACUUGCCAUAGUCAUACCUGCAAUUCAGUCCCUUGUCGCUGAUUCAACUAAAGAAGGCAAUCGUGGUACGGCAUUUGGAUGGCUGCAGCUAACAGGAAAUAUUGGCUCCAUUGUUGGAGGGCUUUGUUCUGUACUGAUAGCUACAACAUCAUUUAUGGGAAUACCUGGUUGGAGAAUUGCUUUCCAUUUAGUUGGAAUAAUAAGCGUGGUAGUUGGUAUUUUGAUACGCCUCUUUGCCAAUGACCCGCGCUUCUCCGAGACUGAUAAAAUUUCUAAAGAUGAAACUUUUAAGUCUUAUAUUUCAGAAUUUAAUGAUCUGAUCAAAGAAGCAAAGCUGGUUAUGAAAAUACCAUCUUUCCAGAUACUUGUAGCUCAAGGUGUCUUUGGAUCAUUCCCUUGGUCAGCUUUAUCAUUUACUCCUAUGUGGCUAGAACUUAUUGGCUUCUCCCAUGAAAAAACUGCAUUCCUUAUGACUCUUUUUACAAUUGGCGGUUGUCUUGGUUCUUUAUUUGGAGGUAUUAUGGGAGAUAUCCUUGCUAACCACUACCCUAAUUCUGGGAGAAUUAUCCUGUCACAGAUAAGCGCCGGGUCAACCAUUCCCUUAGCAGCAGUUUUGCUUCUGGUAUUGCCUUAUGAUCCAUCCACCAGCUUCAUACAUGGUUUGGUCUUGUUCAUAAUGGGUUUCUGCACAUCUUGGAAUGCUCCUGCUACAAACAAUCCAAUCUUCGCAGAGAUAGUUCCAGAUAAAUCUCGAACCAGCAUAUAUGCUUUGGAUAGUUCAUUCGAGUCCGUUCUAGCUUCAUUUGCUCCUCCUUUAGUUGGGAUUUUGGCUCAGCACAUUUAUGGUUAUAAAAUUCCAAAAGCAUCAUUAGACACUGUCAAAGUUGAAACAGAUAGAGAAAAUGCUGCAUCACUCGCCAAGGCACUACAAACUGCAAUUAGCAUUCCAAUGGCAGUUUGUUCCUUCACUUAUUCCUUUCUGUACUGCACUUACCCAAGAGACCGAGAUCGAGCAAAGAUGAAUGCUUUGAUAGAUUCAGAACUGCAGCAACUGGAGGCAGUUAUAUCUGGUUCAGGACAAAUGUACUCACAACUAGAUGAUUCAAAAUCACAAGCCUUUAAUGGAGUGAAAAGAAGUGAGAUUGAAUUAGAGUUUGAGAAGGAUGAGAUUAUUGAUGUAGAUGAUAACGAUAAGAAGGCUCUACUUUCUCAUCAACAAACCUUCUCAAUUUUAGGAAACAGAUAAACUUGUCAUGCAGAACUAUCCCUCUCAUAUGAAUGUUUACAAUGAAGGAUGCUUGCAUUGACAUAAAACCUUUUUUUUUUUUUUUAACUCUAAAUCUGAGGGCUACAUAUUUUCAGACAUGAGUAAAUCCACUUGUUUUGAAUUUUUUUGAGUAUCUCACUUUUUUAGAUAUUAGAUUAAUCUUGUUUGAGGAUUGUGGGUACCUCUACUCAGAAAUAUUUUUUCUAUAAACAUAUUUUUUGAACUC
Molecule: messenger RNA, 2429 nt
Organism: Jatropha curcas
Lineage: Eukaryota; Viridiplantae; Streptophyta; Magnoliopsida; Malpighiales; Euphorbiaceae
Biological process (GO): transmembrane transport
Cellular component (GO): membrane
Molecular function (GO): transmembrane transporter activity
Source: RefSeq, a predicted model, not a curated record